This is a messenger RNA of Siniperca chuatsi (mandarin fish), 5687 nucleotides long. Its product is annotated as ubiquitin carboxyl-terminal hydrolase 15-like. Lineage: Eukaryota; Metazoa; Chordata; Actinopteri; Centrarchiformes; Sinipercidae. Gene Ontology annotation, biological process: protein deubiquitination. The record is from RefSeq and is a predicted model, not a curated record. The transcript has 22 exons. Gene Ontology annotation, molecular function: cysteine-type deubiquitinase activity. The coding region runs from base 112 to 3243 and encodes 1043 amino acids.
UCCUCUACUGCCGGUGAGCUGAUGAUUGGCUGAAACAGCGGCGUCACACUCUACGUGCCUCGGUGACGCCCCACACUUUCCCACCAUGCAACGGGUGAUGUCCGAGGAAAGAUGGCGGAAGGAGGAGCGGCAGAUCUGGAUACCCAGAGAGGAGAGGUUGCGGCACUGUUGAAAACACAGCUAAGAAAGGGAGACACUUGGUACCUUGUGGACAGUCAUUGGUUCAAACAGUGGAAGAAAUAUGUGGGAUAUGACAGUUGGGACAAAUACCAGAUGGGUGACCAGAAUGUCUACCCAGGACCAGUUGAUAACUCUGGUCUUCUCAGAGAUGGGGAUGUGCUGGCCAUCAAGGAGCACCUCAUCGAUGAGCUUGACUACAUCUUGGUCCCAACAGAGGGCUGGAAUAAGCUCGUCAGCUGGUAUGGAUUGACAGAUGGCCAAGAGCCAAUUGCACGCAAGGUGGUGGAACAGGGUAUGUUUGUGAAGCACUGCAAGGUGGAGGUGUACCUGACGGAGCUGAAGCUCUGUGAAGACAGCAACAUGGACAAUGUGAUCACCAGACGCUUCAGUAAAGCUGACACAAUAGACAUGAUAGAGAAGGACAUGAGGAAGCUGUUCAGCAUCCCUGAUGAGAAGGAGACCAGGCUGUGGAACAGGUACAUGAGCAACACCUUUGAGCCUCUCAACAAACCCGACAGCACCAUUCAAGACGCCGGCCUCUACCAAGGACAGGUUCUCGUAAUAGAGCAGAAGAGUGAGGAUGGCACAUGGCCCCGAGGCUCCACGGCACCCAAGUCAUCUGGUGCUUCCAAUCUCUCUGCUUUGCCAAAGAUCUCGCCUUCAUCUCUCACAAACAAUCAUAACAGCAGCUUCAACAGCAGGAAUGUGAAGAAUUCAAGCUAUAGUCUGCCGUCCUACCACCCCUACAGCAACAGCUAUGACUACUCAGACCAGAGCAGGCAGAGUGAGCGCUCAGGCCUCUGUGGACUCUCCAACCUAGGCAACACCUGCUUCAUGAACUCUGCAGUGCAGUGUUUAAGCAAUAUCCCUCCACUGACGGAGUACUUCCUCAAAGACAAGUACACAGAUGAGCUGAAUGAGGACAACCCGCUGGGCAUGAAGGGGGAGAUUGCCAGAGCCUACGCCGAGCUUAUCAAGCAGCUGUGGUCAGGCAAAUACAGCUACGUCACCCCAAGGCCUUUCAAGACCCAGGUGGGCCGCUUCGCCCCACAGUUCUCGGGCUACCAACAGCAGGACUCUCAUGAGCUGCUGGCCUUUCUCCUGGACGGCCUUCACGAGGACUUGAACCGCAUCAGGAAGAAGCCCUACAUCCAGCUCAAGGACGCUAACGGCAGGCCUGAUAAGGUGGUGGCAGAGGAGGCGUGGGAGAACCACAUCAAGAGAAACGACUCCAUCAUUGUGGACAUCUUCCAUGGCCUUUUCAAGUCCACCCUGGUGUGUCCUGUGUGCGCUAAGGUCUCUGUGACCUUUGAUCCUUUCUGCUACUUGACCCUGCCCCUGCCCAUGAAGAAGGAGCGGACACUGGAGGUCUAUCUCGUCAGACUCGACCCUCUGGCCAAACCCACACAGUACAAGCUGACCGUGCCGAAGGUGGGCUACAUCUCUGACCUGUGUACCUCCCUCUCCAACCUGUCUGGAGUGGCUGCUGAGAAGAUGAUUGUAACUGACAUCUACAACCACCGUUUCCAUCGGAUCUUCGCCACCAACGAGAACCUCAGCAGCAUCAUGGAGAGAGAUGAUAUCUAUGUGUUUGAGUUGGCUGUGAACAAGGUGGAGGAUACGGACCAUGUAGUGAUCCCAGUGCACCUGAGGGAGAAGUACAAACAGUCAGGAUACAACCACACCAGCACGCCGCUCUUCGGACAGCCCUUUCUCAUCGCCGUCCCCAGAACCCUAAGUGAAGACAAACUCUACAACAUGCUGCUCCUUCGCCUCUGCCGGUUUGUGCGAUCUUCAGUAGAAGAGGAGGAAGAGGAUUGUGAAGAGACGCAGCCAUCCAAACAACACACUGUCAAUGGUAACGCCACUAAUGGACUGCUUGAGGAGGGGUCGCCGAGCGAGAUGGAGACAGACGAGCAGGACGACGAGUCCAGUCAGGAUCAGGAGCUUCCCUCCGAGAACGACAACAGCCAGUCAGAGGACUCUGUGGGUGGGGACAACGAGCUGGAGAAUGGUGUGGUUGGUCCUCAGAACUCCACCAAAGGACAGCAGACGGCCGGGCACAACAGAAAGAGACUUUUUACAUUCCAGUUCAAUAACAUGGGAAAAACGGAUUUCUCCCUCAUCAAGGAGGACAGCAGGCAGAUCCGCUUUGACGAGGGACACCUCCGACUCAGUGACCGCUCUUAUCUGUCCUUGGACUGGGAACCAGAAAUCAAGAAGAAGUUCUUUGAUGAGACCGUUGUCGAGGACUUUGACAAGCAUGAGAGCAUGGAAUACAAGCCUCAGAAGAAGGCUUUCUUCAAGCUGAAGGACUGCAUCGAGCUGUUUACCACGAAAGAAAAACUGGGAGCAGAGGACCCAUGGUACUGUCCAAACUGUAAGCAGCACCAGCAGGCCACUAAGAAGCUGGAUCUGUGGUCUCUGCCGCCAGUGCUGGUAGUCCAUCUGAAACGCUUCUCCUACAGUCGUUAUAUGAGAGAUAAACUGGACUCCCUUGUUGAUUUCCCACUCAGAGACCUGGACAUGUCUGAGUUCCUGAUCAACCCCAACGCCGGGCCCUGUCGCUACGACCUCAUUGCUGUGUCCAACCACUAUGGCGGGAUGGGUGGAGGCCACUAUACUGCUUACGCCAAGAACAAAGACGACGGGAAGUGGUACAACUUUGAUGACAGCAGCGUGUCUCCUGCCAACGAUGAUCAAAUAGUGUCCAAAGCAGGCUAUGUGCUGUUCUACCAGCGGCAGGACACGGUGAAAGGCACCGGCUACUUCGCUCUCGACCGCGAGGAAGAGGAGGAGGAGGAGGAGGAGGAUGAGGAGGAGGAGGAGGAAGGAGGAGAAGAGGAGGAGAACGAAGGCGAGGAGAGGCAGGAGAGAAAGGCCGUCACCUCUGCUCAGGGCGCCUCGUCUGCCGCCGCUCUGAGCGACGAGGAGGACUUGAACGAGAACCGGCGCAGGAAGAACAACAACGAGCAGGAAGAUGAGGAGGAGGAGGAAGAAGAGGAGGAGGAAGAAGAGGAGGGGCGGGCGCCCAAUCGAGACGUCAACAUGAAAACCAACUGAGGCAAAUGAGGACAGGAAUAAAUGGAGAGAGAGACUAGGAUCUUUCCAUCCAAAGCCAUAUGGACACACAGCAUGGCAGCGAGCGCCACCUGGCCCACCCAGCGGCUCGGACUCGGCCGCUUGACAGGCGGAGCCACUGCGGGGAUGACGGCUGUUAGGUCAGGGAGCUGCCGCGAUACGCAGCUCUAAGAAAUCAGGGCCCUCCUGUGUGGUUGGAUCACUAUGUGUGUGUGUGUAAAGUGUGUGUGAGUGUGUCGACACGUCCAUUCGUUUAGGAUUUGCUCACCUGCUCUCUGAAAAGACUCACUGAACGACAUUGGGGAACGAUUUCGAGGCUUCACAGUACUUUGGUGUAGCGCUCUGAAUCAUCCUCUGCUUUUUGUGUUCCUUUGUUGUUGUUUUUUACAUUUUUUUGAGAGCAAUGCAUUGUUGGCAUAUCAUUUUAUUAUCAUUUAGACCUUGUAAAUAUUUUAAACACUGAAUUAUAUCGGGUUUUCAUGAUGCGCUGAAACAUUUUGAACUUGCACAAUCACCAACCAUCCACCUUUUUUAUGUAUUAUUGCCAGACAUACUGCAAAUGUUUAACAGCGACUUUGUCUCUCAGAGGGUUCUCACAUAAAACGCUUAGGAAGCCGCCUUGUUAGCCAUUGGUGAAACGUGUCUAUAGUCUAGACUCAACGUAGAGAAGUGAUGCUCAUAGUUGUGUGGUUUUAUGAAGUGUCGAACAGCCAAACUGUCCUAGCUUUGUACUGCUGCUGCUGCUACUGCUGUGAUCUUGCAUUUUAGACAGAUUAUUAAUGAACUGGCAUGAACCUUAGUGAUAUAAGGUCCUGCUUUCGCUGUCUCUGCUCUCUGUUGAUAAUUUAUAUUUCUUAAAACCUAAAAUAAAGCAGGAUUGAGAAGUUAUCCAGCUAACUUUGCAAAAUAACCAAAUGGAUUCUAACUUUGCAUAUUUUAUCUGCAAAAAUGAAUUAGUAAAAGCUGUUACAGAAGUUUUGAGUGUUCAAAUCCAUAAGCACUCUGUCUUAAUCAACUCAACAUACUGUGCAGGGAUUGCAACAAAUUUCUGUUAAAAAGUUAAAUGGCAGACUCGUAGAUCCUACGCCACAAAUCUCCUCUUCAAUGCUCCCUCUUUAAGUUAUUCACAGGUGGUGUUUAAAGCUUUACCACGGCUCUGCGCUCUUCCUCCUCCUCAUAAUCGAGGCACUGUGAGAUUAGAAACAUCGGUGAUUUCGCUGACAUCAGAUGGGUCAUCUCUUGUUUGGAUCACCUCGGCCUUAACUCUUAAUCUCAGACCAGUCGCCUUUUCUUUGCACAUCACUAUCGCACCGUCUUUCUUGCACGGCCCCUUCAGACACCAACACUCGUGUACGAAUGUCCGUAUUAUUUGCCUGCUUGUUAUAUCGGAGCCACGUCAUCUAAACAUUUUUUUUUAACCCACUAGAGGGCCAGAAUGUAUGGUUGAUGCCUUUUUGAUUCUCUAUAGGGCCAGAUUUGUUUUUUCCUUCCUUCCUUCCCCCCCCCCCAUGGCUCCCUUUCUUGGUUUGGUUGAAUGUGAUGGUAAUGGGUUCUUUGCCUUUGAUAUUAGCUGUAUGAAUUCAUGGGUACUGCUGAAUGCGCCCCUUUACAGAGGGGGAAACAAUGCAUCUUUGUGGUCCUGAUUUUUGAGAAUGGGUGGGGGGACAAAACUAAAAACUAUGGGGUGAGUUUGCCUGAAAGGCCUUUCAGCUUUUGGGAUCAUGAUACAGUGAAAAUAUUUUGUGGCAGAUUGUUGCAGGAUAUUCCUCCAUCAAUAUAACUCAUGAUAAAAUCUAUUCUCCAUGGUGGAGUGUUAUGUUUUCUUUUUCUACCUGUUCUUUCCAUUGUAAACAGCAUUAGCGUACCUGUUGUCGCCUCAGAAUAUUAGAUGUGUACCAUGCCUUUAUGAGCAUCUCUGUGCUUUGACUUCAGUGGGCUUCAUUGCCUCAGCGCUGCCUUGCUUUUCGGGCGACUCACCCCAUCCUGACUGAGUGAGAUGUGAUUGCUACUAUAGGCUUAUACAAUAUUGUACAUAAGAGUUCACUCUGUGAGUGCACAUUUGAUAAAGUUUAUUUAUUUAUAUGUAAGCAUUUAAUAAUAAACAGACAAUAUAUUUAAAACCUUGGCAAGGCCUGAAAUGUCGGGGGGAGGGGUGGGGGUGGGGGUGGGUUUGGGGUGGAGCAAGUCCACACAUACACACUAGUUUGCAAAGUCUUGCCUGUGCUCUUGUCAGGGAGGGAAUAUUUUUUAAAAAAAAGGAUGGUUCUGUUGUUUUGGGACUUUUUUUGUAAAAAUAAUCCAGACAUCCUUGCAUGAAGACAUAACGGGGGUUUCCAGGUUUGGCUGCACUUGAGUUCACUUGGGUUUACAUUUGAAAUGUGCAUGUGUAUUUAUACACAAUCUUCAAUAAAGUUGUGUAAAGCUUC